GUGGGAGAUGCUCUGUGGUACGAGCGCUGCGAGGGCCAUCAAGUAGAAGCAAAGCUGGUAGAGAUGUGCUGGACGAGCAGCACAUGCUGGGUGCAGUACCACGUGGAGCGCCCGAGAGGCGGAUGGCAGAAUCGGCGUGCUUUGGUCAAGCUUGAGGAGCUCAUGCGAGUGCAGCAGGAUCGAGACCGCCAGUUGAGCUGUGCAAGCUCCAUGGCCUCUGAAGAGCAACAGCCAGUCUGUGAGGCUGGCUGGAUCUCUGAGGGCUACACACCAACUGUGGGAGAGACGAUGAGUAUGAUGAGUGCACAUCCUGCCUCGAGGUCGAGAGCAUUUAGCAUGGUUGUCAGCGACGAUGAAGAUUCUGUGGCGGGGAGGAGCAGGCAGAGGCCGCAGCGGGCUUUCAGCAUGGUCGUCAGUGAUGAUGAGGAUGAGCCGUGCAGGCGAACACGCGCAACCAGCAUGGUCUUGGCAGACAACUUUGAGCGCGAUACGGCCGUGAGCAUGAUCUUCAGCGAAGCGUCUGGUGAUCUUGGGCGAAGGCGGACUCGCGCAACCAGCAUGGUCUUGGCAGACGACUUUGAGCGCGACACUGUCAUGAGCAUGAUCUUCAGUGAAUCGUCUGGUGACUCCGGACAGAAGCGAGGAGCAGCCUUGAGCAUGCUGAGCGAAAUUCCAGAACUCUGGACACAGCGAGAGCAUCAGCGGGAGCCAGCGCCAAGCAGCGAAAUCACGGACCACUGGACGGCAUUUGAGUCUGAUCAUCCGCUGCCUCCAAAGUCGCCAUCUGCAAGUGAGCUGUCUCAAAGCACUCCGGAGACUUUGCCGUCACCAGAGCCUUCCAUCAAUUGCGGAAAGUAUUGUGAUGAUCCUGCUGCUUGGCCUUCCGCGCAGUGGACGAUGCCGGAACUAGUCGGGUUGGAGCCCGAGCAUGUCGACGUCUUUUGGAAUUCAGCGAGGGAUACAUGCCGCACUUGCCCGUUGUCUUUGGUGGCUCAUACGACUGACAAGGUGGAGAAAGAGCUGUCCGAAUUAUGUCGCCUGCUGGAGAACAAGGCCGCGUCACUGGCUUCCACAAGUGAUGAUGCUGACCAUGACAGCGGUACUGCAAGCUCCAAGCCAUCAACAUGUGAGGAAGACCCUGAUCUCCAAUUGCUGGCCCCGGUACAGAAUGAGGUCAGCAUGCUUCCUGAGGAAGAGCAUGGAAGAGCUCCCGGAAGUGAGGCAUCUGGGUCUCCUGUUGUGGCUGCAAAAGGCGAUGGCCAGGAUCGUGAAUUUGAUGCAGAUGCGUACAGGGUGAAGAAGCCGGGACUCAUGGAUCGGGUGCUCAGAAAUCUUUGUCCUUCGCUUGCGAAGUCCUGA
Molecule: messenger RNA, 1359 nt
Organism: Symbiodinium pilosum
Lineage: Eukaryota; Dinophyceae; Suessiales; Symbiodiniaceae
Source: the annotation of a GenBank genome assembly